This is a messenger RNA of Saprolegnia parasitica CBS 223.65, 1308 nucleotides long. RefSeq lists its product as hypothetical. The record is from RefSeq and is a predicted model, not a curated record. The coding region runs from base 1 to 1308 and encodes 435 amino acids. The transcript has a single exon. NCBI's taxonomy places the organism in Eukaryota, Oomycota, Saprolegniomycetes, Saprolegniales, Saprolegniaceae.
AUGGCACAACGGGUGCUGGCCGAGUCGCCGGAGCUGCUCGCCGCCGUCGCACGCUUCGUGGCCAGCGCCGAUGAUCUGUCGGCGCUCCUGCGGCUCACAGCUCGCGCGCACCUACCCGCGCCACUGCAAAGCCUCGUCUUGCUCGCUCAGACAGUGCCCAUGGCCAGCCUGUGGCCGUCGGUGCGGUGUGCGGCGCUUGUGACACCCGCCGAAGUCGCGCUGGCGACCACAGUCGUCGGGUUCUUUGGCCACUUGCGGCUCGACGUGCAGCCGAGCGAUGCUCAGAGGUGUCUUGUAGACGUAUCGGAGGCCGUUGCCGUGGACUACGAGGUCGCGGCUUCGGAAGAGGCGCUCUGGCAAGGCGAUCGGAUCUCGACACUGACACUGCGGCUGGCCACUGGCAGCACACCUGCUCAUGUCAACACGGUGGCGCGCUGGAUUGCGACGGCACCUCGGCUUGUAUGCGUUUGUUUGAGCUUUGAGCACUGGACCGACAUGGCGUCGCUGCUCGUCCUCGCCGAGAGCAUCAACGCCAACCCUCGGAUCCGCACGAUUGCGCUUCGAGGGUGCUCGCUCACGGCGGUGCCCGACGCAAUGGUCAUGUCGCUUGCGCGCUGGGUGCACCGCGGGUACAUGACGGGCUUUAGCCUCGGCAACAUCCAGCCGCGCGUACCGUUCUUGGCGUCCUCCAUCGGCGGCGCCUUGCGUUCCCUCAAGCAGCUACGCACGCUCAACCUCGAGAACGAGAGUGCAAUCGCCGCCGCGUAUUUCGGCCACCCAACGCCACUACCGCUGCGGCGACUCUCGCUGCGAAGCAAGGCUGGGUUCCAAUCAUGGGGCAUCACGACGAGCCUCCUCAACGGCCACGUGGCGCUUCCGGACCUCCACACCCUCGAGGUCGGGUACGCAUGCCUCGAGCCCGCGAUGCUUUCAGCGCUGGCAACCGCAGUCCUGCGUCUCCCAGUCCUGGGUGAGCUCGUCCUCACGUGCACGGGGGCCAGAGACCCGAACUUGGCGGAGGCACUUGUCCGCGUCCUUCCGCGCUGCAAGCGCCUGCGCCGACUCGCACUGCGCAAUGUUUUAUUUGACGACGCGCGCUGGUGGCACGUGGCCGUCGCGUGUCCGUCUCUGCGCUACCUCUGUCUGCGGCACGCGCAAUUGGCCAAUGACGUCGCGGCGUCCUGGCGCCUCUGCUGUCCGCGCGUCCGCAUCUGCUGUGCCACUGCUGCUUGCGAUGUCCGGCGCUGCGAGAUUCCCGAUGUGCUGCCAACCACUGGAGCGAUGGAUCCCAUUGGCGUUGCCUUGUAA